GGAUGCAGUACUGCAGCACCCGCGGCGGCGUCCAUGGACGGGACUUCAGAGAUGUUCUGUUCUCUGGGUACGCUCCGGACGGAGGGAUGUUCAUGCCCGAGUCGCUCCCUGCGCUGAGUCCUGAGACCCUGCAGGGCUGGAGGGGGCUGCCGUACCCCAGGCUGGUGGUGGAGGUCUGCUCCCUCUUCAUUCCUCCUCAGCUGAUCCCCAGAGACGACCUGGAGGUGCUUGUGAGUAAAGCCCUCUCCAGUUUCUCAGUUCCUGACGCAGUGCAGAUCGCCAGGCUGAAAGACGGGCUGUCGGUUCUGGAGCUUUUCCACGGAGAAACCUUUGCCUUCAAAGACCUGGCCAUGAGCUGCACCGUCCAAUUCCUCAACUACUUCCUGCAGAAGGAAGGCAGCAGAGCCGUGGUUCUGGUUGGAACAUCAGGAGACACCGGCGGCUCGGCCAUCCACAGCGCUAAAGCUCUUCCUGGUCUGGAUGUUCUGGUGGUCUACCCUCAGGGUCGGAUCACUGCGGUCCAGGAGAAGCACAUGACCACCUGCCUGGAGGAAAACAUCCACGUGUUUGCAGCCGACGGCAGCUCAGACGACAUCGAUCAGCCUCUGCGCCGUCUGUUCGCCGACCAGGACCUGGUCAGAACCCACGGCCUCAUGAGCCUCAACUCUGUCAACUGGUCCAGAGUCAUGGUCCAGAUCGCCCACUUCUUCUACGCCUACCUGGAGCUCAGCGGCCUGGAGAAGACGGACAGAGAGCUGCCGGAGCUGGAGGUGGUGGUUCCCACCGGAGGAGCUGGAAACAUCACAGCUGCCUACAUCGCCAUCCAGAUGGGCUUGCCUCUGAAGCUGGUUGCCAUGGUGAACUCUAAUGACAUCGUGCACAGGAUGGUGACCAGCGGUGAUUUCUCCAUGGCGCCAAGCGUCACUCAGACUCUGGCUCCGGCCAUAGAUAUACAGGAUCCGUACAACAUGGAGCGGAUCUUCUGGCUCCUCCUGGGCAGAGACGGAGCUUCAGUGAAAACCAUGAUGGAGGAUUUCCAACGUUCCCGUCGACACGCUCUGCCAGAAAACCACCGCAAACUGCUGUCCGAGGUUCUGGUGACCGACAGCGUGAGCGAUGAGGGAAUCCUGGAGACCAUGAGGAGGUGCUGGGAGGAGAACCAGUACGUGUUGUGUCCUCACACAGCUGUGGCCGUCUGGCAUCACUACCACUGUCCUCACCAACCCGGCACCAACAGAUGCUACGUUGCUACAGCAUCUCCCGCCAAGUUUCAAGCAGCGGUGGACAAAGCAGGCCUUCCCUAUGACCCCCCUGAAGCUGUGCUGGCUCUGGCCCAGUUACCCACUCGGUACCAGAUCCUGGAGAGGAGCCCAGACUGGUGCAAGCACUGGGAGGAACGACUGAGAGAGCGGAUCCAGUCAGUGAGCAGAACCAGAAAGGAGGGGAGAGCGUUUUACGCUUAGAGUCCAUAAAAGCAGCUUUUAUAGACGUCUACUUGUCUCUUGGAUGGACUCUGCCCUGAACAGACAUGUAACCUGUCCCAGCGAAUGAACUCACCUGAUCAGCAAGCAUUCUAAUCUAAACUAAUCUUAAAGCAUGAAGGAAACUAAAUCCAGAAGGUCAAAGUUUUGCAAUGUUAAACAUUCUGUAUCGUAGAAUAAAAUCAACUCAUUUCACUGCAGGAAACAUUCAUUCUCCAUGAAGGACAUUAGAAGUUAUUU
Cyprinodon variegatus (sheepshead minnow) is the source of this 1721-nucleotide messenger RNA. RefSeq names its product threonine synthase-like 2 (gene thnsl2). Gene Ontology annotation, molecular function: pyridoxal phosphate binding. The coding region runs from base 3 to 1463 and encodes 486 amino acids. The record is from RefSeq and is a predicted model, not a curated record. Gene Ontology annotation, biological process: dephosphorylation; 2-oxobutyrate biosynthetic process. The transcript has 8 exons. Lineage: Eukaryota; Metazoa; Chordata; Actinopteri; Cyprinodontiformes; Cyprinodontidae.